AUGAACGCAAAGCAAAAAUCAAAUCCUGAACUUAAUAAGGAUGACUUUUUUCAUUUGACUUCAUAUAUUUGGAUAGUCAAAGAUUUUCAAGAUGUUUACUCACACAUGGAAACGUCUCAAUUCAUUUUAAGCGAAAGGUUUUAUUCACCAUCAACACCAUUAACUAAAGAAGGUCAAGAGAAAAAGGAUGAUAAUAUUUGGAGAUUUUUAUUGUACCCGCGAGGAAAAGUUGGAGUUCCCAAAGAACACAUGUCACUAUUUUUAUUUCCACUUCCAAAUGAAUACGAUAAGCAACGACGAAUAUUUUAUCGACAAGCGAUAUAUCGAAUCGAAAUAUUUGUGAACAACAACGAAACAUGUACGAAUAUUUCAUCCAUUCAUUUCUAUUAUGAUAGGGAAAAUACAAUAGAAAUAUGUUCACCCGAAAAUAACCCUAAUGAAUCAAUAAUACCCUCAUCCUCAUUUGAAAAUUAUUUUAAUGAUGAUAGUUUUAGUGAUAUUACAUUUAAAUUUAAUUGUGGAUCCGAAAUCAGGGCGAGUCGACUUGUCCUUGCAAUGAAAUCAUCAUAUUUUAAGGCUUUGUUUCAAGGAAAUUGGAAAGAAUCAAAAUCACCGGUCAUUUCAAUUAAAGAUGUAAAUUUUGAGUGUUUCAAAAGGAUGAUUUAUUUUUUAUAUAGUGGAAGACUUGAUAAUGAGUUAUCAUUUGAAGAAUUAAAGGAUUUAUAUAUUGAAGCAGAUGUUAGAGAUAUCUCGGAUUUAAAAAGGGAGGGAUCCAAAAGGAUUGUUAGGCUCGUUGAUGAAACUUCUUGGGAUGAAAUAUUAUUGAUGGGUUGGCAAACGAAAAAUUUGGAAAUGAAGGAAGCAGGGUUGAAAUAUUUUAGUGAAAAUUGGAUGAACAUCAAAAAUUCAGACAAGAUGAAUAAUAUCAUUUCUAAUGCAAAUUUUGAUUGGCUUGAUGAAUUGUUUAGGGCAAAACUAUUUGGUGUGUAA
Funneliformis caledonium is the source of this 990-nucleotide messenger RNA. The record is from the annotation of a GenBank genome assembly. Lineage: Eukaryota; Fungi; Glomeromycota; Glomeromycetes; Glomerales; Glomeraceae.